AUGCCUGACAUUACAACGCUACCCGGUUAUACACCAACACAAGAUGGAGAAGAAGUUGAAGCCAUUCCCAGCCAUCCACUGGGAGUGAAACCUAGUGGAAAUUCUCUUCUAGCCGCAUGGAGUCUGCGGGAUGCAAUCGGUCUUUUCCAACGACUACCGGAUGAAUUAAUUCUACUUGUCUUGGAACAACUAGAUGGGUCUAGCCUCCUUCAGAUUGGGCGCACAUCUAAGGCAUUCUAUGCAUUCACAAAAGCAGAAGAAUUAUGGAAGACUCUCUUCGUUCGAUCUCCCUUGGAUGGUUUUACAUGGCGUGGUACUUGGCGAUCAACAUAUCUGAAUCUGCCAGCUUCCAAAGUCCCGUCAAUAGACUGCUCACAUCUCUACUCAGAUGUUCUAUACCGACCUUUCAACUGUGCUCAUAUCAAGCUAGACCCAUACGUCGCCAAGAUCCCUCCUCGAAACCAGAUUCCUCGCUUCCCAGACCUCACAUUAGAUGAAUUCCACUCAAAAUGGGCUGACCAACCAUUCAUAUUGACCGAACCAGUCAAGACAUGGCCAGUCUACAAGAAGUGGUCGUUUGGAACCUUGCUAUCCCAGUAUGGACAAGGUAAAUUCCGCGCCGAAGCAGUGGAUUGGCCUCUACGAACUUACGGUGAGUAUAUGGCCGAUAAUUCAGAUGAAAGUCCGUUGUACCUGUUCGAUCGUUCCUUUGUCUCCAAGAUGGGCUUGACAGUGGGUCCACCCAAUGAGACCCCAGACGCAUCUUACUGGCCACCAGAAUGUUUUUCGGAAGAUCUAUUCUCGGUGUUGGGUAAUGAUCGGCCGGAUCAUCAGUGGUUGAUUGUUGGACCGAAGAAUUCUGGAAGCCGACCUCAUACUGACCCUAAUGCGACUAGCGCUUGGAACGCAGUCGUUCGUGGUGCUAAGUACUGGAUCAUGUCUCCAGGUGAAAACCCUCCACCUGGUGUCUUUGUUUCUGAAGACCAGAGCGAGGUGACAUCACCUCUCAGUAUAGCCGAAUGGCUCCUCACCUUCCAUGCUGAGGCUCGACGGGCGCCUGGCUGUUUAGAAGGCAUCUGUAGUGAGGGAGAAAUCUUGCAUGUUCCAUCAGGGUGGUGGCAUGUUGUCGUUAACCUGGAGCCGUCUAUUGCCAUUACUCAGAACUUUGUUCCUCGUGCUCAACUGGGAGCUGCCCUGGACUUCCUCUCCAAUAAAGCUGACCAGGUCUCUGGUUUCAGGAAAGAAAUCGCGAAUCCAUAUGAGAAAUUUAUCAACGGGAUGCACAAAGCCUACCCGGAGCUUUUAGCCGAAGCACAGCUAGAGUUGCAGAAGAAAGCAGAGGGAAAGAAACGAAAAUGGGAUGAUAUUGUUCAUGGCAAGUCAGAGGGAGACUCAGAAGCUGCAGGUGGAUUCAGCUUUGGAUUCGGAGACGACAGUGAUGCUGAAGUCCCGUAA
Messenger RNA from Penicillium taxi, 1455 nucleotides. RefSeq names its product putative F-box and JmjC domain protein. Lineage: Eukaryota; Fungi; Ascomycota; Eurotiomycetes; Eurotiales; Aspergillaceae. The coding region runs from base 1 to 1455 and encodes 484 amino acids. Gene Ontology annotation, cellular component: nucleus. The record is from RefSeq and is a predicted model, not a curated record. Gene Ontology annotation, molecular function: cis-regulatory region sequence-specific DNA binding; protein binding. The transcript has 3 exons.